This is a messenger RNA of Elgaria multicarinata webbii, 1684 nucleotides long. RefSeq names its product protein NDNF-like. Gene Ontology annotation, molecular function: heparin binding; protein binding. Bases 14 to 1684 code for a protein of 556 amino acids. The record is from RefSeq and is a predicted model, not a curated record. The transcript has 3 exons. NCBI's taxonomy places the organism in Eukaryota, Metazoa, Chordata, Lepidosauria, Squamata, Anguidae.
GCCUGUAGCACGGAUGAUGUCUAGAAGCCAGCCUUGCCUGCCCUCCUGGCUUCUCUUGGUCCUGUGCUUCUGUCAUUCCGCAGAGGUGGCCAGCACGUUACAGCAAAGCUUCAAGAGUGAUCUCUCCCACUUUUAUCACACCCUGAUUCUCGCAGAUGGCAAGGAAACCACAAUCCACCUCUUCAAAGAUAUACCGAAAAGGUACUAUUUUGUUUUAGAGGAAGGCAGAACUUCCUCACCUUUCACAGUGACAGUGACGCCGUGCGAUGUCCCCAUUGAGUGGAAUAUACGGGUGCACAAGACUUCCACGAACUAUCUUGGGAAAGAGGCACAUGAUAAUUUGGACCUUCAGGAAGCCACAAAGUUUCAGAAGACCACAAAGAUGGUGUCUACUCUCUACAGCUAUAGAGGCAAUUCUGUGGAAACCUACAUGGGGACGUCUUACUAUUCUGCUGUCUAUAUGUUAGAAUUCCUAUCCAUUGAAAGAGACACUCAUAUCACAGUGUAUCUGACCACUGACGCAACGUCUGAACACCUGUAUCCAGAGCUCCCGAUGGAUCCACGCAUAGAUGUCAUUGGCAUUGGCCCCACCACAGUCACCCUGGCUUGGAAGCACAGUCCAACAGUCUUGCAGUACAAAGAAAACAUCCAGUACUGUCUCCUGAUGAACGAAAAGUACAACUACAAGAGUUUAUGUGCAGCAGAAACAGCUACAAGAUCGUCUGGGAUCAAAUCACUGCAAGCGCUCUCGUUCUCACUCUCUCCUUAUAUCCUGGAUCCUCAGCAAGUGGUGAUAUUGUCCAAUGGUGAACUGAGCAUCAUCAGCAAAGCUGGCAAUGGAGAGGUGAGGCAGAUAUGCGUGGGCUCCAAGAACACCUACACGGUGCCCAAUCUUUCUCCCAACACUCAGUAUUACUUUGACGUUUUUGUGGUCAACUUCCUCUCCAAUGCCAGUGCAGCCUAUACAGGCACCUUUGCCCGAACCCUCGAAGAACCUGAGCCCAAGGUUACUGACCUGAAGGACGGGAAGGUGAUUCAACUCACCUUGGAUGGAAGGAAACAAAAACACUAUUUGCAGUACCAGGCAAGGCACAAGCAGGUCCAAUUUGCCUUUCAGUCUUGCAGCGGCAAAAUACAAGUUGAAAUAUCAAGGGAUGGGAAGGUGCUGAUGACGGAGAGUUUUGCCGGCUUAAGACACUUCAUGAUGAAGGGACGGUUGGGUGACAGAUACUUGGUGCACCUGGGGUCCACAGAGCCUUCCAAUGAUUCCGUGAAGGUUCAAGUAUCCUCACUCUUCCACAAGCCUUUCUUCCCCGUUCUCCCAGAGAGCUUAAAGAUCAAGUCCUUCAGUAAGCUGAGAACUUGUGAUUCGGUCACUAUUGCCUGGCUAGGAACCCAGCAACUGAGCAAGUAUUGUGUAUACAAGAAACAGAUCGAGGAGGACCAGGUUUGGAUGGAAACAAGGAAUGCCGAUAGGUGCUCAGGACCUGAGUUGAGGCAGAAAGGUGAGAAGGUACUGUGCAAAUACUUCCAUGAUCUCAAUCUGCAGCGGGCAGUGACAACAGAAACCAUCAGGGGGCUGGAUGCAGGAACUGUCUACUUGUUUGAUGUCUAUCUCAUUGGAUCUUCUGGGAUUCCAGUCAGGUAUUACAGUAAAGUUGUAAAGACGCGGAAGAAAUGUUGA